Messenger RNA from Rubroshorea leprosula, 663 nucleotides. NCBI's taxonomy places the organism in Eukaryota, Viridiplantae, Streptophyta, Magnoliopsida, Malvales, Dipterocarpaceae. The record is from the annotation of a GenBank genome assembly.
UCAAGUGCUCCCUCUGCCUCUUGAAGCUUCGUUUGAGCAUUUUUGAGCAUUUUUGGGCAUUGGCUAGGUUGGUUAAUUUCGUGCUAGCUAGAAAUGGCUACUUGGAAGUGCUUAGCACUUGUUGCUUUGCUUGUCUCCACAUGUAUGGUUGCGUCUGAAAGCAGGGUGGCAAGGAAGGACCUUGGUUUAGACCUGGGAGGUGUGGGGGUUGGGCUAGGUGUUGGGGUUGGAGUUGGGCUUGGUGGGAGUGGGUCAGGCUCUGGUGCAGGAGCUGGUUCGGGUUCUGGGUCCAGCUCCAGUUCAAGUUCUAGUUCAUCUUCAUCAAGUUCAAGUAAUGGAGGUGGCGGAGCAGGGUCAGAAGCAGGGUCCUAUGCUGGGUCCACGGCUGGAUCAGGCUCUAACUCCGGUGGAGGUUCUGGAUACGGUGGAGGCCAAGGUUCUGGUUAUGGCGGUGGGAGAGGAAAUUAGAAAAAUUAAUCACCCCUUCAUAAGUUACUUAUGUCUGAAGUUUGCAAGGUUGUUAGUCCUACUAAUAUGAAUAAAUAAGCGGAUGAUCAUGGUAAAACCGUUUGUUUGUGAAAUGAUCUUCCUUGGUUAGUGUUUGAUGUAUCUUAAUUUGUUCUUGGUUGUUUUGCGCUUUUAUAAUAAAAUCAUCCCUUCAUC